Cylindrotheca closterium is the source of this 10926-nucleotide messenger RNA. The record is from the annotation of a GenBank genome assembly. NCBI's taxonomy places the organism in Eukaryota, Bacillariophyta, Bacillariophyceae, Bacillariales, Bacillariaceae.
AUGAAAGGACCGACUGUUGAAAGGAUUGAGAAACUGGCCAACAAACUGUACAAUGAAACCAAGGUCCUGGAACGACGUAAUCAAGGAAAAGAACUCCUCAAUCUACUAAGAAAGAAGGAAGUCCGAAGAAAGCUUGUGGCCGAAUGUACGCCUGAUAAAACUGGACCUGAUGACCUGAGCAUACCCGCCAGAAGGAGGCUUCGCUUGUCACAACUUUGGAGUGUCGUUGUAGCAUCCUCUGUGAGCUCUGUCUCCAACCAUCGCUCUGGAAAAUCAAAGGCCAAGUUGCAACAGUUCGAUGUCGACUUUCCGUAUCAUCUUUUGAUUGCCAGCGAGGAACCGAAUGGCGUUUUUGAUAACGACAGUUUAGCGAUACCCAAGCUAGCAAAGAAGGAUGUGAAUCGGUUACUCAACUAUUGCCUGAAUAUGCUGAACGACGAAGAAGCUCUUAAAUUAUCUGAGACGAAUUUACUUCUCAUGCUACGGCAGCUUUGUUCCAAGGAAGACUACGUUGGGUAUUUCUCAAAGAGCAAGUAUACCAAAGUGUUUGGAGAGAUCGAAGAGCGGCUCACGCCGGCAUGCGAAAAGGAGGCUCCUGCCGUUUUUAAAAUUGCAGCAGAGAUAUUAGACGGCUUAUUUCGAUCAUGUCGGAAGCUUGGACGACAAAUGGACGAAUAUAUCUCUGGAACGUUACACAUCAUUGCGGUAUGGUGCAAGCACGGCAGCGGCGAGAGAACCAAACGAAGUGGGGCUCUUGCUGAUAUGUACAAUACUGUGGCCACGAUUCUAUUCACUCAUCCAGACCAUUCAAUAGGGCCAUUGAAGCGAGCUGGGAGGCCAAUUCUCAGUUGCUGCAAGAAGUGCUACGCAUCAUCCAACGGGAUACAGAGAGAUGCCUUGAACAAUUACAUCUUGUCAAUGCUAUUUGUUUCGCAAGUGGCCGGGGACUACCAGGGAAUGUUGACCGGGGACAUGGGGCGUCUUGGUAAAGCCACCAUGAGUGAUCAGCAUAUCAACGAUUUUCUGGAUCUAGUCAUGGAAGAUAGCGUGCGGAAUUUAAUCUACGAUGAAAGUCAUCAAGGGAAAAGAACCAUUAACCAUAAAUGGAUCAAACCCGACCUGAAACAACAAAGGCACCUGGAAGUCGUCGCUAGGCUUCUUGCCAUUGCACAGCGGAGAUAUCUUGCACAAGCAGAGUUAAGUCUGAUGGGGGAAAGUGUAGAAGAAGGUCUAGGGAAGUAUCUCAAAGUCAGGGAGGACAAUUCAACAGUAUGGGUCAACCCGAAACCACAAGUUGCAAAGCCAUGUCCUCCAGAUGUCUUUGUCGAGAGUCCGUUCGUGAAACAUGUUGUCAAGAGAUUGAUUGCGAAUUCUCAACUGGCCGCAAUUGCUAAACAAAAUAGUGGUAGUGAGCGAGCAACAAUACAGAGCAAAGCAGAUUUUAAAGUCUUGGAGUACCUUCAACAAACAGGGCAUGUACCCCAGGGAACACAGGUUGGACUACUUGCCAUUGUUUGUGCCUGCAUCGAGAUGUUUCCUGCGGGAGAUUGCUGGACAUCCAUGAUUGGAUGCGACUCCUGGCUCCGCUGUCCUUCGCCUUCUAAUGAAUUGCACGGCGGGGUAUUGUAUUUUCAUCCGUCGAGCCUCAAUGAUCUCCACCUCCUUGUCUCCGCCGUCGCGGACUUGCUUGAGGCUAAUGGUGGACCAAGUGGAAAUCAAAGUUUGCAAGGCUGGGCUAUGAUUGCUUUGAGCCGACUUGCAGAAUCUUUUGCCGCCAUACAUUCAAAUGCAAACUGCAAGAUCAAGGAAUAUGAUGCCAUUAGUGCGACAUGGAGGCGAGUUUGGAGAACGUUGCUUCGGACAGAUCUUCGUUAUCAUGUAUACACGAAGGUUUCAACGACAGAUUCAUUGGGGGAGCUUGUAUUGGCCCUUUUAAAAAAGAUGGUCGAUAUGAGAUGCACUGAUCCACAGAUGCUACUGCAAGAUGCAUUUCCAGGAAAGCGGAAAUCAUUCAUGUACGAAAAUCAGCACCAACUUUGGGCUUUACCUGCCUUCGGCGAUAUUCAGAAAGUGACAUCUAUCACCGCCCUGUCGUUGAUAACCUCAAUAUUGGCUGUUGUUGGUCUAUCGAAUUCUGGAAAUGACAUGAUCGAUACAUCCCUCUGUAAGACCCUGUUUCCCUCGGACGAGAUGUUUUCCUUGGGACGCCGCAAGCGGCUCCUCAGCCUAUCUCUGGGAUGCCUUGAAGGUUGGACGUCAGGGUCCCAGCAAGAGGACAUGAAUUCGAUGUCAUUACUACGUGCGGUUCCAGCACUGACCACAAUCGCGCUCGUCAAUGGAACAGUAGGAAAUUCAGUAAAUGAGAUUAUGCAGUCGUUGAUCUCAAAAAGCCAACAGCGAUUUCAAUGUGUUAGUUGCACACCAGAUCAAUCGUGUUUGCCGUGGACACAGUGGUGGAAACGGACUCCGUUGGCACCUAUUGAAGCCACUCUGAAAUCCCUCUGGGUCGAUCACAAUGAUCGUUUCGACAGACCGACAAAUGUGUCCAAUCAUUUUCGGUUGGAUAGUCCAUGGACCAUAGCGAACAGUAUAUUCCAACAGAUUUCGAAGCUUCAACUUUCUACAUCGAAUGGAGAUUUCGUUCCGGAGGUGGAAUCAGACGACCUUCGUAAGAGGAUACUGAAGUUCUUUGAGGAACGGCUUACACCCCUUCCUCUUGAAGAUGACAAGCUAGAUUCGAUGGACCUGGAUGAAAUGACAAAGGACCAACCACUUUCAUUCCAAACGCUGGGAGUCAAAUUGCGGAUGAGUUUGCAUUUGUGUUGUUCGCAAGACAAACUUUCAAAAAGCACCAAGCGUCUUGCAAGAGAAACUGCAACCUUCUUUUUAAACGCAAGCAUGCGACUUUCCACUUCAAAGAACGGCUCACAAUUCUCUGUUGUGGCUACUGAUUUGUUCCACAUAGCAGAAGCGCUGUUGGAAAUUUCACCUCUCGUCGAGUCAUUAAUGGACUCUGAUCAAAUGGCUGAAGUCGUAGAGCAAUACAAGUCAAUGCUACUCGAAUACUUCAAAGCGCAUCGCGAAGGGAGCAUCAGAAAUGCGUUAACUGAGAAACAAGCAGCCACCAAUAAUGGUGAUGCGGAUUUCUUAUCCGAUGACGAGGGAGAUACCUUUGUUUCCGAUGGACCAGCCAGAACGAGCGCCGUAUUCUCUGAUGAUGAUGACAAUGCUGAUAAACCAAGGAAAAGAAAACGAUGGUCUAUGGAUAGCCAAAGCCAGAGUCGAAAGCGACCAAAUCCCCCUCAAAUGACAACAUUCUCGGUAGCGGUUCCUCCAAAUGACGAUUCUGCGAGAAAAAUAGGAUCAAUUCUUGCCGCUUUGGAUCCUUCCCCAGCCUCUUGCAAGCUCGUUUGUCAGGCUUUACUUGGGACGGAACUUGAUUUUGAUCCUUCUGAUAUUGACGGAGACAUCAAUCUUCGCAUGGUUCCUUUCUGUUUGCACUUGGUCAGUUCAGAGAGUGCAAUGUUUCAUUCGAAGGCGAGGCAGCUUUGGAUUGACGGAAGUACUGGAAUGGAAACAAAUCCACAAGGAUCUGUUGUUCAGCUACUCUCAAAUAUCAUCGAUUUCAUUCGGUCUUGUGAAGUCCCUUCAUCGCCAACGUGGGGGGUGGGCGCUUUUGAGUGUGGAAAAGCUGUUGAAGCAACAAAGAUGGCUGGAAAGAACCUUGCCCUUUCCGAAACUGAAAUGGGUCAUCUCAUCGACACUUUGGAGAGCGAAGAUUGCACUCGAAGCCGGCCAUGGUUACGGUCGCAGCGAAUUGGCUCGGCGACGAAUGCUUUUCUUGCUGCAGAUGAUGUCUUUCACCAGAAAUAUGACGAUCUAUUUGUGAAUUCUAUGAAACGCGCCCUGCAAGAUUCAAGCUCUAUUGUAAGAAGGAAGGCCUUUGAUUCUAUUGUAGUUUGUUUGGACAGGCUUGAGAAAGAACGUGUUUCUAGAGCUGUGACGAGUGUACUCCCGCCCAUAACUCUCUUGGUGGAUGAAGAAUCUACGACGGCAGAGUUCAGCGAGUGGUACAAAAGUGUGGGAAGUCUUGCAUCAGGAGUCGAGGAUAACCUGACUACAGAGAUACAAGACGCCUGCGAAGCAAUGGAAUCAGACGCUAUUUUUUGCCAUGCAACAAUUGCUGGCGCUACUCAGGACAUCAACUAUUUCCGAAUGAUGCUGCUCGAGAUCUUGCUGAUAUCAACAAGGCGCCCCGACCUCGAAUACACCUGUUAUCGUGCAUUAGAAAAAGCAGCAAUUGUGCGAGGAUAUAACGGUGUUGAAGCAAUGAUGGAAUCGGAAGGCGAAGGCCUCCUCGCAAGGUUGGUUCAAUCAGGCUGUGUGCACUUUCCGCUGGCGCUGACAGCACCAAAUGUAAUCAGACAAGCACUGGUUUGCGGUGUACAAGCAUCACCAGAAGGGCUUUGCCAAAUGGUACAUUUGAAGUAUGAUGCCGAGAACAUUUUUGCAAACAGAGUUCGCCACGUUCUAGUUCCACUGGUGCUUUUUGAAAUUGUUUCGAAGGACAAAAGUUUGAGUAAACACAACGAGCCUGCGGCUAUCUUUGAAGCUAUGCUUGAGAACGAAAUCAUGGUAGCCGUUUGCGAAACCUUGUCCAAUGAUGGGGAUAUAAGUGAAAUAUUGCCGAGGUUGUUGAAACAUCAUGUUCCAGAUGUGUAUGCUUUUCUCCAGAUAUUCCUUCAUUCUGAGGAGUCGCCACAAAGAGAGGUUGCAGAGAGAUCAACUCAAGUUCUCGACGCAAUCGUUAAGAAAGUAACUGUGCAGGAACGAUUGACAAGGAAGAGAUCACAUGUCGUUCGACGGAUUUUUGAACUCUGCGGAAAUCAGUUUAGUGAUGAUUUUGAACUCGACGUAUCGCGGUGCUUUCGUGCGAUGAUCACAAUCCUCGAUGGCAAUGCAGAAGAGAAGAUCUUGUCUGGUGAUAAAUUCAUGCUUGUUGGGAUGAAUGCUUCAGAAAACUUCAUUCGUGGCUUUGUUCAACUGGAUGAAGCGAAUAUUUCGUUACAUGGGAAGAUCCUCUGGUCUGCUAUCGAGUUACAAUGCAAGUUUAUCGAAUGGCAAAUGCAAGAUGGCAACCUGAAAGAUAUCCAGCUCGGGUUUUGUGUCCAUGUUUUGACAGAAGCAAUGCUCAAAUCAAGUUUGGUGGAACUGCUUCCAGAAAUCCUGGGUUCGCUGAGAUUGCUUCUACAAGGCGCUUUAAAGUAUAUGGACGAAUCAAAGCUGAAAGAAGAGCUCACGCCAGUAAUGCAACGGCUUAUCGGAGCCUGCCUUGUUGUACAUGAAACUUGUCAGCAACGGCUGCUCAAGGAGUGCCGGAAGAAGAAUCAGUCUAUCAAGCAAUUGACUUCUCGGAGUUGUGGGCUUAUGACUUUAUGUGAGAAAGUGUCAUCGAGUGAUGCAUGGGGAUGGGAAGGAACAUCUGACAAUUUCGAAGAGACAAACGAAAGUGACACAAGGCGCGCAAUUGAGGAACAUAGCCAUGAAUUGGACAAAGCGAUAUUCACUGGAAUUACGAAUACAUAUUCAGUUCUUGAGCAAAUUUUUGAAAGCGCAAGUUCACUUGAGCUUCGUUCUGAGCAUUUCCUGACUACUGCGAUGCCAUACGGUAUUUCCACAUCGGAUCUCGCAGUACUGACUCGCUUUGAUAGGCGAUUCUGCGCCCAGAACCUGGCACUUCAAUUCGCAGGAAAACAAUAUUUUGAUUCCGAGAAGGAGGCACAUCGUACAGAUGUAUUGGUGAAGUCUCUAUUAUCAAAGCUGGCAGACAAACAAGCGUGGAACAAAAGUCUGGAAAACCGUGGCCACAAAUUGCUGAAAGUAUCCUCUUUUGUUUCUUUCGGAUCUUUGAAUGUCGACCAAAGACUGUUGUACGCUGGAUUGGUUCAGUUUGAAAAGGAACUCCAAAACGGCAAUCUCGAGGGCGUAGCGAACAAGGAUCUCGAGGAUGUGAUCCGUGAGCUUUCGUUUGUUUGUGGCUCAUUUUGUCCACGAGAUAUUCGGGUUGCGGCUUCUAAGUGUCUUGGAGAGAUCGAUUCUCGAAGACUAGCCACCCUUUGCAACGCCGAGAACGCUCAUGAUUCCACCGACACUCUCUUUGAAGCGUUUGAGAAAGACCAACUGCUUCUCGUCAUGCAAUCGAAAUGUAUUGAAUCGCUUGGAGAGAGACUCAAAGCUUCGGAUGCUUCGACGGCCUUAGUUGCAGCAGAAACUGCGUCAGCGUUGUUCUCCACCAGAGUUGGUAAGAGAUGCUGGUCGCUAGCGAUUGAUAAGGCGGGGAAUGAUGUACUCAGCCCUUUCAUAAGAGCCCAGAGCCGAUCAAAUCGGUCAGGCAAUACACUGUUGACUUCCAUUGAAAUACACCAAUUAAAGUCAAACUUGCAGUCCUCUGAAGGAACGAGUUUAUGGUGUUGGGAUGCAUCGUUAUGGCAGUUGGGGAACACCUUCGAACAUUCUUUCAGAGAAUGGAUUUGCUAUCUUACGAGUGCCAUGAUAUUGUGCUGUUUUCCAUGCACGAAAGAUGACACUGGCCCCAUGCCUGAAGACUCGGAAUUCUUUUGGCAGUGCCAGCGCAUGAGUUUUAUGGACGCAGAGUUUGCAUCACGAGUAUUCCAAUGUCUCGUCAUACGACUUCUAGACACCAAGUCUUCUGAUGAUAUGACAGACUGCACACAGGCUCUGACGGACUCCUUUACUGCGCUCCUUUCUUGCAAUGAGUCGAAUUCAUCGCACGUGUCUGUGCACAUUGCGCAAGCACUUGGCUUGGCCAUCGAUACACUUCACCUACUGUGUCGGCUUUCCAUACAUCAGUUCUCAGCCAGCAAACAUUCGCAAAACCAAUCUAGACGAGACAAGAACGUAUCAAGGAAGAAGUACAACGAAAAUCUUAGUCCACCGGUUCAAUGGCGCGGUUCACCAUUUGGGGUGAUGCUAAAACUAGAUGGGUUGGUUGUUGCUCGUGCGUGCAUUCAUUCACAGCGUUAUGCAUCGGGUCUUUUUUUCCUGGAUCUGCACUUUGAUUCUCGAUUUGGAAAAGCAGGUGCCAUUCUCGAAGACAUUCUUGAAUCUGGAAACACUUCAAAUUACAUGCAUGGCAGCAACAUCUCUGGCGACGUAUCAAGGGGGCGUGGCGAGAUUUCUGCACUCCAACAGGAUCACAUCAAAGAUUCUGCCUUGGCAGCAAUGGAAGUCAAGGCGAAGUGUCUCAAAAAUUUAGAUGAACAGGAAUCACUCGAGGCUCUCCACAUUCAGAGAUCCGCUCUGAAUUUCAUGGAGACAGGUUCCGUUGGUGCCCAUCAGAACUUUGCCGACAGCGGCGGUCCAGUAGAGACGCUUCGCCAUUUGAACAACCAGAGCUUGACCCUUGGCCAACAAUCAAAUUUACCUCUUCAGAUGUCACAUUGCUUUGAUGAACUUGGUUGUCACCAGGUCACACAAUCUUAUAUCGAAGGAGUGCUUUCGAGGCAUUCAAACCUUCAAUCACUUGGUCAAAAUAAUCUUCAACAGUUGAACGAGAAAUGGUUUGAAGCAAGUUUGAGGUUGCGCCAAUGGGAUAUGAUUGAUGAAGCCUUAUCUGGAAUGCAACCAGGAGUUUCGGAAGCCUCUACACAGCUAACAGCGUCCAUCAAUGAAUCCAUGAAUGAUAUUUCUCUUUCCACGAUCGAAGGAACGAAAGCUAGCCGUAGUCCAAGCCUUUCAAGCAACGAACACGGCUUCUUUGAGUUGCUCUCGCGGGCUAUAGAUUCUUUUGAAGACGAAGAUACGAGAUCUUGCUGCAAUUUCUUGGCUCAAAGUAGGUUGUCACUACUCGACGAUUUGGCGCAUUCCGGAUACGGUGAAUCGCCUAUCGUAGGGAUUGCUAAAAGGAUUGAUAAGCUUCGGGCCAUUCGAGAUGUUGAAUCGAUCGCAUCAAAAAUGCAAUGUCUAGAAGACAUUCCAAGAAUCUGGGAUAUUGAUAUCAACGAAGUGAAUUCAAUCAAAUCACCCGGUUCCAAUCGGCAUAUCAAUCUUUUUCCAACUGGGGAUGACGAUUAUAGCAAGUCGAUGAAGGGAAUGGAAAUAGACUUGCAUGACUUCUCUUCGGGAAUUCGGGAGAUUGUACUGAAAUCCCUUUGCAAGAAGCAAGGGAAUUGGUCUGAUCCUUUUUUGUUUGGAAUAAUAGCAUCUCAUUUGGGGAGGCUCAGUGUUAAAGCAAGGGAAGGGGGGCGGAGUAGCACUGCAGAAUCAGCUCUGCAACGAUUGCAUGCGAUUCUCAACCUUCCAGCCCUGGGAAAUAACACAGCAACCAAGGAGUAUUUGCAUCUACAAAUUCGAAUCGAAGAGGCCAAGUUAUCAGAAAAUCGCGGCGCCUUCUCUUCCGCUAUUCGAACCUCAAAGCAGGUCGUCGAUUACUUGAACAGGAAAGAGCGAACGGAGGAGAAUAUGGACGAUGAAGCGAUGCGUCUUUUGACGGAUGCACAAAUAUGCUGUGGUACAUGGAUGGCGAAACACAAGGUACAGCAAUCAAAACUCGUUCUCGACACUUAUUUGAACUCAGGUACAAAGAGAGCAAAAACGAUCUUCGAGGGUGCCGAAACCAGGGAGAAUGCCGAAAGAGCAACGCAUGCUUCACUUGAGUUUGGACAGAUUCUCUCUAACCUAUACGAGGCGCUUCAUUCCCGUGUCACUUCGCUGGAGUGGAAACAGGCUAGUGCGGCACUAGUUCACCAAGAGAAAGAGUUCCAAAAAGCAGAUAAACUACGGCAAGAGGCAGAAGCAAGAGUACACAAGGCAGGGAAAAGGCAUCCAAAGUAUAAAGAGUAUCACAAGGAUUGGGUAGAACUGCAUCAUUUUUGCUCUCAACAAGGCAAAGAUAUAUCAGCAACAAAAGCUGAACGAGAACGAAUCGCCACUUCGAUGGAAGAGUACUUGUUGCAGUCCAUCAAAUCGUUCAUUUCGGCGUUGUCUAUUGCUGAUACCGGCAUGUCGUCAGACUUAUCUCGUCACGUAUUUCGUCUGGUCUCACUUUGGUUUUCAAGUUCUGGCGACGAAGGUGAAAACGAAAACGUCAACGAACUGAUGAGAAAUGGUCUUGAAUCGAUUCCAACUUUUCGCUUCAUACCACUAACGUUCCAACUUGUAUCUCGACUCGAGUCGGUCGGAGGGAAAGGAAACGGAUUUCAAUCGACGCUGCAACGACUCGUAUUCCGAAUGGCUGUGGACCAUCCAUACCAUUUGAUCGUUCCCAUCAUUGCUCUAUCUAAUGGCAAGCGAGUUGAGAGUGGACGUCAUGCUAGCGACUACCUUGAAAAUGUAGGGGACAAGAAAGUCAGCGCUGCAUCCGAGAUGCUUGAACGCUUGAAGAAUGAUGGUCCCAGUUUUGUCGCCAAUAUUCUAGAGUCCUACAUGACCUUGACACAAUCCUACAUCCAGCUAGCUUAUGCCUCGACCACGCAAUUUCAUGAUAAGAAAAAACCUACGAAAGGGAUACGGUUUUCGCAAGUAGCUUCUCCGGGCGAAUCAAAAAGAAAAUCGGGGAUUGCAGCGUUAGAUGUUUGCCUUCGCGCAGCAGAAUGCCCUCCAUGUGUCAUUACUUCUCCCCCUCCUGUUCAACCGGCGGGGAACUAUGGAGAUGGGAUAGAUGAUCCCAUUGGUGCUGAACGAAUUCAUCGCUUUGAAAGCACAUUUGACAUCACUGAUACAGGGAUCCACCGGCCCAAAAUUGUAGUUUGCAUUGGGACAAAGGGUGGUCAGUUCCGCCAGCUCGUAAAAGGGGAGGACGAUUUGCGACAGGAUGCGAUCAUGACACAAGUCUUCAGAUAUGUGAAUGGAUUGAUGAUGCGUCGUGACCAUACGUCCCGUCCCGGAUCCCGUUCUGCCCAGCAAGGGCUACAAAUGGUUACGUACAAUGUGUCGCCUCUAAGUCCGAUGAGUGGAGUAUUGGAGUGGGUCGAAGAUACCAUUCCGUUUGGAGAUUAUGAAGAAGACAAAAGAACGCAAAGAGGCAAUAAGUCAGCCGGCGCGCAUUCUAGGCUAUAUCCAGGAGAAUGGGGAAAUUCCCUGUGCCGAGUCCAUCUUGGUGAAUCACCACAUGGGGAGAAAAGGAGAAGCUUUGAUGAGAUUUGCAGAAGACACUCGCCUGUUUUCCGAUUCUUUUUUACUGAAAGAUUUGGCCACAAUCUACAGGCUUGGCAUGCCGCUAAGAUGAAGUAUACUCGUUCCGUUGCAGUCGGUAGCAUCGUUGGUCACAUUCUUGGAAUUGGAGAUCGUCACUGCAAGAACAUUCUUGUUCACGAAAAGACUGGUACCAUUGUCCACAUUGAUUUUGGAAUCGUUUUUGAACAAGGCAAGCUAUUGACGACCCCCGAAAGGGUACCGUUCCGUCUCACGCGGAACAUGGUUGAUGGCAUGGGCCCAUCGGGUGUCGAAGGAACCUUUAUCAAAUCGGCGGAAGAAACGACUGCGGUCCUUCGCAAAAACUCGGAUGCCUUGCUCACAAUCUUGUCUGCUGUUGUGGAUGAUCCGCUGUACAAAUGGAGUCUAAGUCCUGUAGAGGCAAGGAAACGUCAAAAGAGCGACAGCGACAAGGACGACAAGAACAGCGGUUCCUCUGGUAGACGAGGUUCUCGGGCGACCAAGAAUGGCACUAGUGAAACAAGCCCAUCUGAAGAAAAUGGAACUAUCGACAAUAAUAACAAAAACAACAAGGAAGAGAACAAGGCUGGUCUCAAAGCCAUUGCCAAAAUCAAAGCCAAAUUGCAAGGAUACGAAGAUUCUACUUCAGGUGAACUGCAUGGCAUCGAAGGUCAAGUCCAAGUGUUGGUAAAUUCGGCUCGAGAUGCUGACAAUCUUUGUCAAAUGUUUCCAGGAUGGUCACCAUGGAUCUAG